GACUUAGGAAGGCAUCUGAUUUUUAACAGUAAACUAUUUAAAUAACCGUACAUUUUGAAGUGACUAUGAAGCUGCAUUACUGGCACAAUCAAAACUGAGAAGUGAUUCCUGUAAUAGAUGUAAGGCUUGCUGUGUACCUAAAGUACCUUUUAGGCCACCGUAGUUCUACUUCGGCAGUUCCUGUAAUGGCCGUCAGUCUAAAUAAAACAGGUUCAGUGAGCUAUAUAAAUGUUAUGAAAUGGCAGCGGGUUUUUUAGUCACCUUAUAUGAGUACUCGCCGCUGUUUUACAUCAGUGUGGUUUCUUUAUGUUUUGUUAUAACCGCCGCCAUGGUGCUCGGCUGGUGUGGCUUUGAUGUCCCUGUGAUCCUUCGCAGCUCUGAAGAGACAGAGUCCAUUGUAUCAACCCCUGAGAGACAAAUGGUUCAGGUGACCAAUCCCUUCACCCUGGUGUUAGGCUCUGGGCCAGCAGGUGUCACUGGUGGUGUGUCAGUGAGGCCUUGCUGUCUAGAGCCCUGUGUCCUGAGCUGUUUCUGGGGCUGUGAGGUCACUGCCCUGCAGAGAGCGCUGCAGGCCCAUCAGCACGGCCUGAGGCUUCACACCCCCGAACAUUUCCAGGAAGCAUUACACCUCCAGUACCAAUACUACCAGAGGUUCCAUAUUCGCAAAGAAAACAGAGAAGAACACCAUACACAGAUUCCUGCUGAUCAGGGCAUCACGGAUUUUGGGCCGCUGCCAAGAGAACACUACCCCCUUGUGGCUGUACUGACUGUGGCAGAGGGAGGAGCUAGACACAUGUAUAAUAUUGUAGCAAGUGUGACAGUUAUUCAUGUUCCUGAUGACAAGUACGACCUUUCUACAAGAGUUCUCUUUCAGUACCUUCUCACUUCACAAGGGAACAUGUACGAAUUAAAGCCACUCUUCAUGUCAGCUGAUAGUGGAGGGAUCUCUGGGUCUCCUGAGCCAGAGCAGAAUACCCAACCCAGUGGACCCAACGAGGAGGCCAGCAGUGUGGAGCAGAGUCCAGUACUGGAGGAGAACUGGGCAGAGGGGAUGGGCAGAGACUGUGUAGUCUGUCAGAAUGCAGAGGUCAACAGGGUGCUUCUGCCGUGCAGACACGCCUGUGUGUGUAACAACUGUGCGUCACACUUCCAGCACUGCCCCAUCUGCAGAGCCUUUAUCCUGGAGUCCUUUACCCUGACACAGAUACCAGCACAAGACUAGUGACUCCAUAUUGAACCUGUGACUGUGAUGUCAGUCAGUGUAAGUCUGGCGGCAGCUGACACCAAAUCCUGAUUGUUACAUUAUUUUACAUCAUGCUUCUAUGGAAAGAUAGAAGCUGAAUGCAAGUUUCACUGUAGAGAAGUAGUAUCUUUAAUAGAAAUGGGUUAUGCUGCAGGUGCUGCAGAAAAAUCCACUGUACUGCCUUCAGUAUUCAGAAAAAUACCCCCACCCAAAAAUAGAGAAAUAACAAAAUGGCUCUCUAAAGUCUUCUAUUAGGUUAAGACCUGGGCACUAACUGAGCCACUCAACCUUCCAUUUUUCUCCUCAUUAAUGGUGAGCUGUCCAGGCAUACAGGCAGCAAAGCAGCCUCCAUCAUGAUGUUACCAGCACUGUACUUCAUCUUUGAGAUGAUGUUUUCAUGUUGAGACGAUUUGCCCUUAUCACGUCCAACAAUCCUAAAAACUUUUUUCCAGAAAGGCUGUGGAGUGUUAAGGUAUUUUUUUUUGCAAACAUAAGAUACACAGUGAUUAAAAGCAACAGCUUCAUGUGUGUUUUCCUGCCAUGGGCAGCCCCAUUGACUGUUCAGUGUUCAGCAAAUGUUAGACUCACGAACAGAGAUACUAACCAGGUUCAAUGAUUCCUUUAAGCCUUCAGCUUAGCCUUUAGUGUUACUGUGGACUUUUUGAACAUUUUGCAUUGUAUUGUAGGAGUCAGUUUAGCUGUGCCCUCUUGAAGAGACAGGUUUUGCUGAUCACAUUAGCCUGGGAAUUUGAGUUGUUUUGCUGACUUAACUUGAAUGAUGUAUGAAUUAUGUGUGUAAUUAGUUUAAAAAGAUUGUGUUCAUGUUAUUGAGAUGAAGAUUUUACCAGAGUUUAUGACAAAACUUUACACAAAUGCAUGGAAGGGCAUGUAGCAUUUUCUGCUAGUACUUCUUAUGUGCUGUCAAACAUCCAUUAAGUACUUAAGUCAUACUUAUGACUUAAGAAUGCCACUGUCA
Molecule: messenger RNA, 2219 nt
Organism: Acanthochromis polyacanthus (spiny chromis)
Lineage: Eukaryota; Metazoa; Chordata; Actinopteri; Pomacentridae
Gene: cgrrf1
Product: cell growth regulator with ring finger domain 1
Exons: 6
Coding region: 239-1222 (327 amino acids)
Biological process (GO): negative regulation of cell growth
Source: RefSeq, a predicted model, not a curated record